This is a messenger RNA of Helianthus annuus (common sunflower), 615 nucleotides long. Its product is annotated as histone H1.1-like. Lineage: Eukaryota; Viridiplantae; Streptophyta; Magnoliopsida; Asterales; Asteraceae. The transcript has a single exon. The record is from RefSeq and is a predicted model, not a curated record. The coding region runs from base 1 to 615 and encodes 204 amino acids.
AUGAGGAAGUUGGAGCCUGAUCCUAAAGUAAAACCAAAGGGCCAACAAAAACAAAAGCCAGGUUCUGCCAAAGAUACUUCUGCAACAUUUUUUGAAAAAUCAGAUGUUGGAAAGAAAAAGGGAAUUGAUGAGACCCUCAAUGUCCAAACUAAUGAGGAGAUUUUAGCAAAGCAGAAAAGGAAAGAUACAACAGAGAGCAAGGCCUACAAUUGGAAGAAAGAACAGGAGGAGAAAAUGAAAAGGGAAAACAUUGGUACUUCUCAAAGAAGAAAGUCUUUUAGAAAUAACAGACCACCAAUAGCCACAUUUCCCAAAACAUCUGCUACUCCUAAAAGGCAUGUAUCCUCUGCUGCAACCAAACCCAAACCUUCAUCUCAAAAACCACCACAAAAGAAGCAGAAAACAGCUUCAACACCACCAUCCUCACCCACUAAACCAACAGAUGUUGAUGCAACAAAAGCAUCAGCAGAUGUUAGGCCAACAGUUGUUGAAACACCAGUGGUUUCAAAAGUUGUUAGCCAAUCCACUGCUUCCAUUCAUUUCAACACACCACCAUCAACACAACUACCACCAACACCCCCAAAGAUUCCCUUCACAACCACUUUCUUCACCUAA